Molecule: messenger RNA, 530 nt
Organism: Trametes versicolor FP-101664 SS1
Lineage: Eukaryota; Fungi; Basidiomycota; Agaricomycetes; Polyporales; Polyporaceae
Exons: 3
Coding region: 197-523 (108 amino acids)
Source: RefSeq, a predicted model, not a curated record
CGGCUGAAGCUUGCCCAGGUGACAUCGCGUAGUGCAGCUCCGCCCCCAAAUCUCCCGCAACCGUUUCUGUUCGCGCUCGUCAGCACACGUACGACUAGGGCAUGGCAGGAUACUCACGGAGGCUGGAGGUCAGAGUGGUACGAAGCUCGUUCUCGACUGCAGUGCGAUUCGACGGCGGGCUUUUCUUGGCGGAAGGAUGGGGUUCGCGGGCGACAUAGGAGGCGGGGGUGAGUGGUUUCAAAAAGACGACAGACAUCGGGCGGUCCGGGGCAAACACCAGCCCUCGGUCUUCGCGCAGGGUCUCUCGGGGUGGGCGAACUACUAUCUUGGUCGCCCGGCAACAGCGUACGCGCCCCCGGUGCUCUGCCCGCCCGAGGACGGCUUGGGUGGCCCUGGCCCUACGCCCGCCGCGCCUCGUGCUCAGUGCACGGGCUGCGAUUCGCAUCCGAGGUCGCGAGCAGCGCCACAUCGCGCGCUGGCAUUCACACUCGCAAUGUCGAGUGAUGCCUCCAGUUCAACGUAGGCAUGCA